Molecule: messenger RNA, 1353 nt
Organism: Hemibagrus wyckioides
Lineage: Eukaryota; Metazoa; Chordata; Actinopteri; Siluriformes; Bagridae
Gene: gpn3
Product: GPN-loop GTPase 3
Exons: 8
Coding region: 178-1035 (285 amino acids)
Molecular function (GO): GTPase activity
Source: RefSeq, a predicted model, not a curated record
GUAACCCAUGUCAUAGGAUGUUGUUAAGUCAAAAGCAGCAUGGAAGCCGCGCGAGAGAUUUUGUGCGCCUUAUUUUUAAGAUGAUAAACAUUUCUGCGGUUAUUUAUUGUUAAUUAGUGCAAUAAAGUUAAAUUAGACUUUAUAAAUUAAAAUUUUGUGCGGUGGAAGAGCGACAAAAUGCCUCGCUAUGCACAGCUUGUCAUGGGACCCGCUGGAAGCGGAAAGAGUACAUACUGCUCCACACUGAUCCAGCACGCUGAAGCCAUAAACCGCUCCAUACAGGUGGUAAACCUCGAUCCAGCAGCAGAGCACUUUAAUUAUCCCGUCAUGGCAGAUAUCCGAGAGUUGAUCCAGGUGGACGACGUGAUGGAGGACGACUCGCUGAGGUUCGGCCCGAAUGGAGGCUUGGUUUUCUGCAUGGAGUACUUUGCUAGUAACUUUGACUGGCUGGAAGAAAAUCUUGGGCAUGUUGAGGAUGACUACAUACUGUUCGACUGCCCAGGUCAGAUUGAGCUCUACACUCAUCUCCCGGUCAUGAAGCAGUUAGUCGAGCAGCUCCAGCAGUGGGAGUUUCGUGUGUGUGGCGUCUUUUUAGUCGAUUCUCAAUUUAUGGUGGAGAGCUUCAAGUUCAUUUCUGGUGUCAUGGCGGCCUUGAGCGCAAUGGUCUCACUGGAAAUCCCUCAGGUCAACAUCAUGACCAAAAUGGACCUGCUGAGCCCUAAGUCUAAGAAAGAGAUUGAGAAGUAUCUAGAUCCAGAUAUGUAUUCGAUGAUGGAGGACAGCUCUUCCACACUGAGGAGCAAAAAAUUCAGGAAGCUCACCAAAGCGAUCUGUGGUUUGAUUGAUGACUACAGCAUGGUCCGUUUCCUGCCCUUUGAUCGCACUGAUGAUGAAGGCAUCAACAUUGUUCUCCAGCACAUUGACUUCUCCAUACAGUACGGCGAGGACCUGGAGUUUAAGGAACCCAAGGAGGAUGAUGAGGAGCCUGGCAAUGAGAAUUACGAUGAAUAUUUCCAAGACAGAGUGGAUUCCUAAACCCCAUGGCCACAUGGCCUCCAGAGACACUGAAGUGAACAGAUAUUUGUUCUGCACACAGCUGCUGAAUGAUGUGGAAAUCCAAGCCUGCAAGUGAACACCACUGUACAGAAGAGUCUGGGUAUAAAAAGAGAGAGAGAAGAUUUAUUUUCAGUUUUCUGUGUUUGUUUGACUCGUUUCGUUAAUUAAUUAAUUCGUUUAUCUAUUACAGAUGCUCUUUGCUCAUGUACUGGAUAUCGACAUGGCAUGUAUUAUACAUAAAUAGUUGUAAUGUUUAGUUUUUGUUUAUUCAAUAAAAGUGAGAAAAAGUGUGUGUCA